This is a messenger RNA of Cephus cinctus (wheat stem sawfly), 1007 nucleotides long. RefSeq lists its product as uncharacterized. The coding region runs from base 167 to 742 and encodes 191 amino acids. Lineage: Eukaryota; Metazoa; Arthropoda; Insecta; Hymenoptera; Cephidae. The record is from RefSeq and is a predicted model, not a curated record. The transcript is spliced from 5 exons.
GAGGAAACCUGUAAGACGCUCUGGCGUCUGUUCUUUGGUCACAUUAUGAAAACGAAUUUUGGUAUUCAUAUAGUUAUUAUUCAGAUUUUCCUGUUUCUCGUAUUGGCCACUACCGCGGAAGCGUUGUUCUUCGAAUAUCAGUUUUUUCAGUCCGACAAGGGUGCUCAUGGAUUUCUUCCAGUCAUUGAAGGGGAAGAAAAAUCAUACAACAAACACGACGACUAAUUAUCAUCACGUUUAUCAUCAUUAUCCAAUGCCAGUAAACAUCAUAUCCGACCAUCCAGUUAAAGCACCGGGAAAGUACGAUUUGGAUUAUUGGCAUGAUAAACAAUUGAAAUCAAUGGGUUGGAACGAUUAUGAAUACCAAUUUGUACCUGAUCCAGAAAUUACUGUACCAUCAAGCUCCCAUGGUUCUUCGUCAUUAGGGUAUCCCGAGAACUAUCCUUGGAAAGGGAAUGACGACUUUUAUUCACACUCAAACCACCACAACAUGCCUAAAGUAUCUCUUGAUUUUCCUUCGCAUCAGGAGAUAAUGAUUCACAAGAAAGCAUCGGAUGGCGAAGAAAAAAAUCAUAUGCUGUCUACUUUUUUGAAAAAAAUUCAAACUGUUAAAAAUGUCGAUAAACAUCACGAUUAUGAUAAGUGUCAGGAUAAGGUGACCAAACCAAUAGCCGGCAGCAAUUGGAACCCGGUUAACACGUACAUGGUUUAUUUUCAUCCUGAGGGAAGCGGACAUCUUUAAAGGGAAUAUUGUCAAAUUUGAUUAUUUUUUAUUUUUUAAGUUUUUCAAAAAUCCAUCCUCAAUGUCCUAGUGUGGCCAGUUGUUACUUAGAAGGAUUCAUAAAAAUAAUGUUAUUGAGGUAAACCGAUAAUGCAAGUACAGUGGGUACUGUAGUGGUACCAGAGUUAGACAAUAAUUGCGUGAGCAUUAUACAUAUAUAGACGUGUACUUGUACAGUAUUGUUACGACAAAGUAAUAUUAAUAACUUAAUAUCGAAAUAAGUAAG